AUGGCUCCUACCGCUUCCAACGUCCGCAACCUGGACGGAAUCAAGAAUUACACCGCUUUCUGGCAGAAGGACUCCAAGACGGACAGCAAGACGGACCAAGAAAAUCGCCUCAGCGAGUACACCAGCGUUGUCAACGGUAAGUAUCUGGGCAAGUCCAUGUUCGAGGUGUUCGAAGUCUUCAAGGGGAGCAAGUGCAGUGCUACGGGAAGGGUGGUCCACCGCGGUGGCUAUCGUUGGCCAAACGCAACAGGCGCCCCUUGUAUGCCUUCAAGUCUCGUGCCGAACUUGAACGGAUCUCGCUCGGAUAUAUGAACUUCGCGUACAGUGUAGCAGUGAUGCCUCUUUUGCACUCUCCUAGAGCAAGAGCAUCCUAAGCCCGAGUAUCGACUGACAGAAGCUCUGCGCCCUCCUAUCAGGCUAUUACGAUGGUGCCACUGACCUGUACGAGUACGGCUGGGGUCAAAACUUUCACUUCGCCCGCUACUACCCUGGGGAAGCGUUCUAUCAAGCAAUCGCACGACACGAACAUUACCUGGCCUUUGCGAUGCACCUCAAACCCGGUAUGCGAGUCUUGGAUGUAGGCUGUGGUGUUGGAGGACCUGCGAGGGAGAUUGCUCGUUUUGCCGGAGUCGAAAUUGUUGGCCUCAACAACAACGACUACCAGAUCGAGCGCGCCAACAGGUAUACCAAAAAGGCCGGUCUGGAGAAGCAAGUGUCGUGUGAGUUUGCAAAGUGGCGCUGGUGCUAUCCUAAAGAGAGAGCGCACUGACUAGGUAAGUAUCAUUCACAGUCACUAAGGGCGACUUCAUGAAGCUCAGAGAGCAGUUCGGUGAGAACAGCUUCGACGCUGUGUAUGCCAUCGAGGCAACUUGCCAUGCCCCGUCCUGGGAAGGUAUCUAUGGCGAGAUUUUCCGGGUCCUCAAGCCAGGUGGAUACGUGAGUCAAGCAAGUGAGCGAUUUGUCUGAGCAGGCCAUGUCGCUCAUCAAAUACUCUCCUUUUCCCUUUCCACCCCCACCCUUCAGUUCGGCCUGUAUGAGUGGUGCAUGACCGACGCGUGGGACGCUUCUGACCCCGAGCACAAGCGUAUCGCACACGGUAUCGAGGUUGGAGAUGGAAUUCCAGAGAUGAGACCAAUCAAGGCGGCUCGAUCAGCUCUCAAGCAGGUCGGCUUCCAGAUCGAGACGGACGUCGACUUGGCAGAUGUCGGAGACAAGAUCCCUUGGUACUACCCCUUGGAAGGCGACAUCCGCAAGGUGCAGACUCUGUGGGACAUCUUCAUGUGCUGGCGGUGAGUGGCUAGGUAUGGGGUCGUGGGGAAGAAUUGCGGAAAAAGCUUGGUGCUCACAGCUCCACCCGAUACCUGCACGCAGUAUGACUUGGGUGGGCAAAGUCACUACGCAGACCACUGUUCGCGUGCUGGAGACCGUCGGCAUCGCACCUAAGGGUACCUACGACGUCGGAGAGUCUCUCAAGGUGGCUGCUGAGGCGCUCGUAGCGGGAGGUAAAGCCAAGCUCUUCACCCCCAUGAUGCUUUUUGUCUCUCGCAAGCCUCAAGCUUGA
Messenger RNA from Ceraceosorus bombacis, 1561 nucleotides. Lineage: Eukaryota; Fungi; Basidiomycota; Exobasidiomycetes; Ceraceosorales; Ceraceosoraceae. The record is from the annotation of a GenBank genome assembly.